AUGGAUGGUCUUGCGGAAGCGCCCACCGGUCGUAAGCCGACCGUACCCGUGUGGGACAAAUCGAAGAAGCGCAAGGGUGGCGCUAAGAAGGGCAAAACACGCAAACUGACUCGCGGUCAACAGCAGCAACAACAGACACAGAAGGAGAAGGUGACAGCUGCCGGAAAAUCUACAACCACCGUAAACAGCUCUGAAGGUUUGUCUACUGUUUCCCAUCUCCCUUUUUCCGCCUUCAGUGGUUUUCAUGCCGCUAGUAGCCCCACGUUUUGUUUGUGGUGGAACAGGAUGUCGUCCCCGGUCAGUUGA
Dibothriocephalus latus is the source of this 306-nucleotide messenger RNA. Lineage: Eukaryota; Metazoa; Platyhelminthes; Cestoda; Diphyllobothriidea; Diphyllobothriidae. The record is from the annotation of a GenBank genome assembly.